This is a messenger RNA of Schizophyllum commune H4-8, 1382 nucleotides long. RefSeq lists its product as uncharacterized. NCBI's taxonomy places the organism in Eukaryota, Fungi, Basidiomycota, Agaricomycetes, Agaricales, Schizophyllaceae. The transcript has 6 exons. The record is from RefSeq and is a predicted model, not a curated record. The coding region runs from base 195 to 1082 and encodes 295 amino acids. Gene Ontology annotation, molecular function: protein binding.
CGAGGCGGCCACGCCUGAUGGGCGUGCCGCCGGCGAUGGUGUACACGAUGCACUCUGGUCGGAUAUAUGCCACGCCGCGAUACAGCCCUUGCUCCCCACCCUUAUCCUUGCGCCCGCCAUCUCCCAUCUUCAUAUCUCUAUCUCCCUUUCUCUCUUCACGCCAGCAUACCCAUACCCAUUGACGACCCGACACGAUGAACACGCCGGUCAAGAACAUUCGCCGCAGCUCGACGUACUACCUCGGCGGCGGCGAUCUGCACAUUCUCGUCGAGGGCGUCAUGUUCCGCGUGCACAAAUACUUUUUCGACCGGGAGUCCAACACGUUCCGCCGCGAGUUCGUCCUUCCGGUGUCGCCUGGUGCGCAACCGAAGGGUUCGUCCGAGUCCACCGCGCUGGUCCUGGAGGACAUCACCCUAGAGGAAUUCGAGAAGUUCCUCUGGGUUUUCUACAACCCCCGAUAUUCGAUCUACGACGCCGCACCCGAAGACUGGGUCGACAUCCUCAAGCUCGCGCACAUGUGGAGCUUCCGGGAGGUGUAUGAGCUCGCCGUGCGCGAGCUUGAGCACCUCGAGAUGCCCGUCGUGGAGCGACUGAUUGCGUACCAGGCGUACGGCGUCAAGCGCGAGUACAUCAUCCCCCUCUACGCGGAGCUCUUCCGCCGCGAGGAGCCGCUCUCCAAGAGCGAGUCGCAGCGCCUCGGCAUUGAAACCGUGUACACCAUCUGGAUGGGCCGCGAGCGCCUGCGCGCGAAGCCCGUCUUCGACGGACGCUCCGGGCGCAGCCCGCUCCCCGCGGGCCUGCAGGAGACGGAGGUCGAGUCUAUGGCGCGCGAGCUCCUCGCGGACCGCGCCGCGAAUUCAUCCCCAGACGAUGACGCGCCAACGUCUGCGGAGAAUGGCGCGCACUUUGCUACGGGAAGCGCAGGUGGAGGCGUUCGCGGAGCUGGCAGCGGAGGCGGAUACUCCAACUCCCGGCAGCCUAGCCACAGCCGCGAGUCCUCGGGUGGGGCGGGCCCGGCGUCGUUCGAUGGAUACCGAUUCAACACAAACGGACGAACGUCGCAGCGCGGGAUCAACAAGUAACCGCGAACCGUUCGUAGUCGUACCGGGGCAGAAGAAGAAGCGUCACCUGCGUAAGGGACUGAAGAAGCGAAUUCUCCGUCUCCUCCGCGUUACGAGGCUCAGGACGAAUCGGAAGCAGCUGUAGGAUUGGACGGUCAUUGUCAUGUCUUGACGACAGGGACACUCAGUGCACGAUAUUCACGAUUGUAUUGUAGAUACUAAGUUAUGUAGCAUGCUGGAGAUUGGAUGGCGAGUCCUACCAUGAGUCAAGAUAGUCCAGAGGAAUGUAGAGCCUGACGGUGUUGUUUUUCUGAUAGGUGA